Molecule: messenger RNA, 1932 nt
Organism: Abrus precatorius (Indian licorice)
Lineage: Eukaryota; Viridiplantae; Streptophyta; Magnoliopsida; Fabales; Fabaceae
Product: hydroxyproline O-galactosyltransferase HPGT1-like
Exons: 11
Coding region: 206-1321 (371 amino acids)
Cellular component (GO): Golgi membrane
Molecular function (GO): hexosyltransferase activity
Source: RefSeq, a predicted model, not a curated record
AUAGUUUCCUUGAAAAGAGAAGACAGGAGACAGAAGCAAAGGAGAAACAAAGGGGCAAAGGGGGUGCACAGCUGGUCACUGACUGUGUUGACCAGCACCAAGUACCAACCACCACCUCUCUCUCUCUCUCUCUCUCUCUGCAUCAGCACAUCAUCAUCGUUCAUUUCAAUCAUAGGAUUACGUUGAAUUGAAUUGGAAUUUAGAAAUGCAGAGCAAGGGAUCCAGUCAGAGACUUUCAAGCAUGGCUAAUCGAUCCCGCAUUCCUUCACUCCUCAUCUCCAUGUUCGCUACUUUCGCUUCCAUCUACGUCGCUGGAAGGUUAUGGCAGGACGCAGAGAAUCGCGUUUAUCUCAUCAAGGAACUCGAUAGAAUCACCGGCCAGGGACAAUCUGCUAUAUCAGUGGAUGAUACUUUGAAGAUCAUAGCCUGCAGGGAACAACAUAAGAAGCUUGAUGCCCUUGAGACGGAACUUGCUGCAGCUAGACAGGAGGGUUUUGUUUCAAAGCCCUUGAUAGAGACUAAUGGGACUUACUCUAAGAGAAGGCCGUUGGUAGUGAUAGGAAUACUGACAAAGUUUGGCCGCCAGAAGAAUAGAGAUGCAAUUCGCAAGGCAUGGAUGGGAAGUGGUGCAGCAUUGAAGAAAAUUGAAGAUGGAAAGGGCAUCAUUGUUCGAUUUGUUAUUGGUAGAAGUGCCAAUCGCGGGGACAGUCUGGAUAAAGACAUUGAUCGUGAGAAUAGGCUGACUAAUGACUUCUUAAUUCUUGAUAAUCAUGUGGAAACAAAUAAUGGAUUCCCAAAGAAGGCUAAAUUGUUCUUUGCUCAUGCUGCAGACGAAUGGGAUGCUGAGUUUUAUGCUAAAGUCAAUGAUGAUGUUUAUGUAAAUAUUGAUGCCUUGGGAGCUACACUUGCAACUCAUUUGGACAAACCUCGCAUUUACAUGGGAUGCAUGAAAUCAGGCGAAGUUUUUUCUGAACUGAACCAUAAAUGGUAUGAACCAGAGUGGUGGAAAUUUGGUGACAAAAAAUCAUAUUUUCGUCAUGCAUCAGGAGAGAUGUAUGUCAUAUCACGAGCUUUAGCUAAAUUCAUAUCAAUAAACAGAUCUAUUCUUCGUACCUAUGCUCAUGAUGACGUGAGUGCUGGAUCCUGGUUUAUUGGGCUUGAUGUGAAGCAUGUUGAUGAGGCAAAGUUUUGUUGUUCGUCUUGGUCGACAGGUCUCCCCCUCUCUCCAUUUGUGUGUGUUGCAUGUGCACGUGCUAAUUUAAAGUUCAAGUUCAUGGCAUUAGUUUGGGCUGACUUAAAAUCUCUAAAAAUUAUGUGUUAAAUUUCGUUUGCAACUUCAGGGUGAUACAACAUGAUUUUAUUUUUCAGGAGCUAUUUGUGCCGGUGUUUGAGUUUAUUCCAGUGCAUUCUUGUGAGAAGACUGCCAACGUAAUACACAGGAGACACCAAAUGUUAGAAGGUUUGCUUCCUAAGAUCUUUUUUAUUUCUAUUGGAAGCGGAUUGAUUCCUACAGAUGUCUGUUAAACAGUUGCUUCUAGUUCUAAAUUUGAAAUUCAUUGAGUAAUAUGUUCCAUUAGCUUGUGAAACACCAGUUGGCAAAUUGGGCGGUUACCAAAGGCAUGCAACGUCAUAAAGCACAAAUAAAAACUCAGUUUUCCACCUAUAAGUUGUUUUAUGUAUCAUUCUAUGUUUCUUUCAUUCAUUCCAUGACCGUAGGGGAAGAUGACUCUUUGUAGAAGAACUUCCAAAAUGUACUAAUGAAAAAUGUUUAUAGGAGAGAUAUGGUGGCUGACCAUCUCUUUUGUAGUAAAGGGAUCUUUGCUUUUGUACAUGGCAGAGACACGGAAUUUUAAGCAAUGGUUUUAUGUUUUAUUAUACAAGUUAACAACAUAUUAUUAGAAACUUACAACUUUAUUAAUACAAUUUGGUUAG